CUGCCCGAAUCGGCGGCAGGAAGAUGGCGGCGCUCAUCCUGCUCAGCCAGCAGUUUUCUGCUGGGAUUCCACUGUAUGAAACUUAUUACAAACAGGUAGAUCCAACAUACACGGGGAGAGUUGGGGCAAGCGAAGCUGCGCUGUUUCUUAAGAAGUCUGGUCUGUCUGAUAUUGUCCUUGGAAAGAUAUGGGAUUUGGCUGAUCCAGAAGGUAAAGGGUACUUGGAUAAACAGGGCUUCUAUGUGGCAUUGCGCCUCGUAGCGUGCGCACAGAACGGCCAUGAGGUUAACCUGAGCAGCCUGAACUUGACUGUGCCACCUCCUAAAUUUCAUGACACCAGCAGUCCCUUGCUGAUCACCCCGCCUUCAACGGAGACUCACUGGGCUGUUAGGGUGGAAGAAAAAGCAAAGUUUGAUGGUAUUUUUGAAAGCCUUUUGCCAGUAAAUGGUUUACUUUCAGGAGACAAAGUAAAACCAGUUCUGAUGAAUUCAAAGCUACCUCUUGAUAUCCUAGGAAGGGUCUGGGAUCUCAGUGAUAUUGAUAAAGAUGGUCACUUGGACAAAGAUGAAUUCGCUGUGGCAAUGCAUUUGGUUUAUAGAGCUCUCGAGAAAGAGCCAGUUCCUUCACUGUUACCCCCUUCUCUCAUACCACCUUCUAAAAGAAAGAAGACACCUGUCUUUCCUGGUGCAGUUCCUGUUCUCCCUGCAAGUCCUCCUCCAAAAGACAGCCUGCGUUCUACCCCAUCUCAUGGUAGUGUAAACAGUCUGAACAGCACGGAGAGUUUGUCUCCCAAGCACAGCAUCAAACAAGCACAGCCAUCUGUGAAUUGGGUCGUGCCAAUGUCUGAGAAAGUGCGAUACGAUGACAUUUUCGUAAAAACAGACACAGAUAUGGAUGGUUUUGUGAGUGGCCAAGAAGUAAAGGACAUUUUUAUGCAUUCAGGUCUGUCUCAGAAUCUCCUAGCACAUAUAUGGGCUUUGGCAGAUACAAGACAGAUAGGAAAGCUAAGCAAAGAUCAGUUUGCACUAGCAAUGUAUCUCAUUCAACAGAAGGUCAGUAAAGGGAUCGAUCCUCCACAAGUGUUGUCCCCAGAUAUGAUCCCUCCCACAGAGAGGAAUACGCCCAUACAGACUCUGUCAGGUUACUUGACUCCUGUAGGAACUGAAAUCUCAGCACUAACAGAAAUGCGUCGUGAUAGUUCAAGUUCUGUUGGAUCAGGAGAAUUUACAGGGGUGAAGGAGCUAGAUGAUAUUAGUCAAGAAAUUGCACAGCUGCAGAGGGAAAAAUAUUCUCUGGAGCAAGACAUUAGGGAAAAGGAAGACUCAAUUAGACAGAAAACGAAUGAAGUUCAGGAGCUGCAAAAUGAUUUAGACAGGGAGACAAGUAACUUGCAAGAGCUUGAGGCUCAGAAACAAGAUGCCCAGGACCGCCUGGAUGAAAUGGACCAACAGAAAGCCAAACUGAAGGAUAUGCUGAAUGAUGUAAGGCAGAAAUGCCAGGAGGAAACACAGGUGAUUUCAUCGCUGAAAAUGCAGAUUCAAUCUCAGGAAUCAGAUUUAAAAUCACAGGAAGAUGAUCUUAAUAGAGCAAAAGCAGAGCUGAAUCGCCUCCAGCAGGAAGAGACACAGUUAGAGCAGAGUAUCCAGGCUGGGAAAGUGCAGCUUGAAACAAUAAUCAAGUCUUUAAAAUCAACACAGGAAGAAAUAAACCAGGCAAGAAGUAAACUUUCUCAACUUCAGGAGAGCCAUCAAGAAGUCAGUAAGAGUAUAGAAGAAUAUAAUGAAGCUCUCAAUGGGGUUAAUGGUGGUAGCCUGACAAAUUUAGCAGACAUAAGUGAAGGCCUUGGGCAGACAGAAAGAAGCAAUUAUGGAGCAAUGGAUGACCCAUUCAAGAGUAAAGCCUUGAUGUUCACCAAUAACACGCAAGAAUUGCAUGCAGACCCAUUCCAGUCAGAGGAUCCUUUCAAAUCUGAUCCAUUUAAGGGAGCAGACCCUUUCAAAGGCAGUGACCCAUUCCAGCAUGAUCCUUUUGCAGAGCAGCCACCUGCUCCAGCAGAUCCUUUUGGAGGUGACCCAUUUAAGGAAAGUGAUCCAUUUCGUAGUUCUGCCCCUGAGGAUUUCUUCAAGAAGCAGGUGAAGAGUGACCCGUUCACAUCAGAUCCAUUCACAAAGCCCUCCAUUUUACCCUCAAAGCCUGACCCUUUUGAAAGCAGUGAUCCUUUUACCUCUUCCAGUGUCUCUUCAAAAGGUCCAGAUCCAUUUGGAACAUUGGAUCCAUUUGGAAGUGGCGCUUUCAGUAGUGGCGAAGGAUUUGCAGACUUCAGUCAGAUGUCAAAGUCAGUAGCUUCAGACCCCUUCACCUCCUCGUUUGGAGGAAUGGGAUUCUCAGAUGACCCUUUCAAAAGCAAAUCAGACACACCAGCAUUACCACCGAAGAAAAAUGUCCCUCCACGACCCAAGCCACCCAGUGGUAAAAGCACUCCUGUCAGCCACCUUGGGUCUUCAGAUUUUCCCAAGCCCCAUGAUCCAUUCCAGCCAUUUGGGGCUGACAGCAGUGACCCGUUUCAGAGUAAAAAGGGGUUUGGGGACCCAUUUAGUGGAAAAGAUCCAUUUGCUCCCUCCUCUUCAAGUAAAACUUCUAAAGACUCUUCCUUGGGGUUUGCAGACUUCAGCUCUUUUGGAAAUGAAGAGCAGCAGCUGGCUUGGGCAAAGCGUGAGAGUGAAAAAGCAGAGCAAGAAAGACUGGCUCGGCUGUGGAGACAGGAGCAAGAAGACCUGGAGCUGGCCAUUGCGCUCAGUAAGGCCGACAUGCCGAGCUCGUAGGGCUGCUGCGCUCCUCCCUGGCCGAGGGGAACCUUUAAACGCUGCUUCAAAAGAUCCUCAACUCCUGUUCUGUUGUGAAAAUAAUUCUAGUCACUUCAACUCCAUACAGGACUGCCUGGUUCGAUGCAGCUGGGCUCUGCGCGGCUUUUCCAGGGCGUGAAAUGCAGGAAAUACUGUAUUAUAUGUUCUAGGUAAAAUUACUGCUUGUAAGGAACUUAACAGGAUCUUAAGAUACUGAAAACAAAGUUUCUUUGUCUUGAAGACAACGUUGCAUAUAGUAAACUGCACCUUGUGGAUCUGGCUUUUACCUGAUUGGUUUUGGAGGCUGCAGUACAAAUUUCAAAGAAAAGGUGAUAAGAAGAUAUUUAUAGAAUUAGCUUUCACUUGCUGAGUUUAUUUAAUUAUUCCUGGUAGGCUGAUGAGUGCGUUAUCUAUGUCAAAGUCUUCAGCACAAAUUCAUUAUUAGGUGGUCCCUUUUUAUCCCAGAUAUAUGGCCUUUCUGAAAGAAUCUGGCAAUUUAUAUAUGAUGGAUACCAAUAUAGAUAGUAUCAAGUGCUCCAAAUUUAAGAACUCUGUGAUUUAGGAGGUUUUCUUAUUUAAACACUUGUUUGCAUUGGAUUUUAAUUGUAGGUGACAUUGUAAAAGAUGGACUUAAUUGUUGUAGUAAGUUGGAGAAGUGAUGGGUUGGCAAUUGAGUGACCAGGUAAAAUCUUGCUUUAUCUCAUAUGCAGAUGUGAUUACGGACUGUGGUAAAGGUUUGAGUGCUUCUUUCAUAUAGAAUCAAACAGCUGAAUGCUCAGCAAGCUCCAGCUGAGUUCUGCCCUGCAGCUCAUCGUAGGUUGGCUCCAUUUGCCAGAGCAAAUCUGUCAUCCCUCUGAUGUGUGUGAGAGCCUCUACCUCUGUUCCUUGAAUUCCACCUGUCUUAUUUAUGGGGUUACAGAUCAAAUACUGCUUAGCUGUGAUAAGGCCAGGCUCAAACGGAUGUUACUUGCAACACAUUCAUGCAUAACUUGUGGAAGUCCUGUAGUCUGGAUUGGCUUUAAAGUGUGGCUGAGGUACUGAGUGCUUCCUCCUGGUAAGGGCAGCAAUGUAUUUUGUGUGUCUGAUUUAAAUAAGUCCUUACGAUAAAUCUGUGAAUUAUGUGCUUACUAAAAUGCCUUUUCUGGUCACCACAGGAAUUCUGAGGCUUCAGUUAUCUUCACCUUGGCCUCCAUGUCUAACAGUGCAGAAGGCAGGCGCUCGAUGCUCUUUGUUCUUCCUGAUGCAGCCUUUCUCUUGUAACGUUCUCUGGAAGAUGUGCUGUUCCUUCACCCUCAUUGGUGCAGUUACAUUUUUCUGCCCUCGCUUCCUUCCUUUCAUUUUUCCUAACACAAUGACAGUGCCUGCUUACUGAACGAAGGCCAUCUUUCCCCGUUCUGUUGUAACUGCCUUAUUCUUGAUGCUUUCCUUCACAGAGAUAAUCAGAUUGGAUUAUUAAUUAUUAAUCUUAUUGGUGGUUCUGAGCGUUGGUUGUCUGAGGUGCGAAGGGCUGA
This is a messenger RNA of Lagopus leucura (white-tailed ptarmigan), 4354 nucleotides long. It is a transcript of the gene EPS15L1, whose product is annotated as epidermal growth factor receptor pathway substrate 15 like 1. The record is from RefSeq and is a predicted model, not a curated record. NCBI's taxonomy places the organism in Eukaryota, Metazoa, Chordata, Aves, Galliformes, Phasianidae. Bases 24 to 2822 code for a protein of 932 amino acids. Gene Ontology annotation, molecular function: cadherin binding; calcium ion binding. The transcript has 25 exons. Gene Ontology annotation, cellular component: plasma membrane; clathrin coat of coated pit; cytoplasm. Gene Ontology annotation, biological process: endocytosis; endosomal transport.